ACACUACUACUGUUCUACUGUGUCUACAGUGGAAUCUACGAUUUAGCUUUGAAGGUGCUAAAAGUGGAUCCAGAACUUGCUUUUGAGAGGGAUAGUGCAAGUAAUGAGACAAUAUUGCAUAUAUUGGCUCGAAAGCCUUUAAGCUCUCUUUGUCAAAGUCAGCGAUAUAGAAAGCGGCUCAUGAAAUCAUGUUUGAGGCAAACUCAGCAACUUCAACUAGUAAAGCAUUUGUGGAGCAUAUUCCUUACAAAAGAUGACCAAAUGAUUAUGGACAACAUAAAAGUACCUUCACAAGUAACAUUUAAUGCUGUAAAAGUUGGAAAUUUUGAGUUUCUAGCUGAACUUAUGAGUACCUAUCCUGAUUUGAUAUGGGAAGUUGACGCAAGAAAUCGAAGCAUAAUUCAUGUUGCAGUUUUACAUCGUUAUGCCGAUAUCUUCGAUCUCAUACAUGACAUUGGCUCGGUCAAAGAUUUUAUAGUGCCUUUUGUAGAUAAUGAAUACGGAGACAACUUAUUGCAUAUGGCUGCAAGAUUGGCACCACUAGAUCGAUUAAACUUGAUUUCUGGAGCAGCUUUUCAAAUGACCUUUGAGUUACUUUGGUUUGAGGAGGUGGAGAAGAUAAUGCUACCAUCAUGUAUAGAGAAGAAGAAUGCAGAAGACUUAACUCCUCGCCAACUGUUCACAAAGGAGCACAAAGACUUGCUAAAAGAAGCAGAAUCAUGGUUGAAGAAAAGAGCAGAACAAUGCAUGGUUGUUUCCACUCUUAUUACUACUGGAGUAUUUACAGCUGCAUUUAGUAUACCUGGUGGUAUCAACGACAAUUCAGGAAAUCCUAAUUACUUGCAAAAAUCAUCAUUCCUAAUAUUUGCCAUAUCUGAUGCAGCUGCAAUGAUCUCAUCCUCAACUUCCAUACUUAUUUUCUUGUCCAUCCUCAUCUCACGCUAUGCAGAAGAGGAUUUUCGCAAGUCAUUGCCCUUGAAGCUCAUAUCUGGAUUGGUUGCUUUGUUCAUCUCUAUAAUAAGCAUGAUGACAGCAUUUAGUAGUGCCUUUUUCAUCAUGUAUUGUCAUGGUUCAAAGUGGGUUCCUAACUUCAUUUCUGCACUUGCUUUUAUACCCAUACCCUUAUUUGCAUUUCUACUAUUCCCACUGUGGUCUGAUAUACUUUAUUGGACCUACUUUUGUAGGAGUCUUUUUCGUCCUAGUACACAUAUGCUUUACUAGGAAAAUAAGUGACUGUAAACAAGUAUUUGCCAUUUCCAAGUGGUGUAUCUCUCUUCUAGUAAUUAAUUAUUGUGUAUUUAUGUAGUGUACGUGAGUCUUGAGAGUUAAUAAGGAAAUCUCCUUUUCAAUAUGGUAGUGUUAAUUCCUCUCUAAAUUUUUGUAAAUUUAUAAUUUGUACUUUA
This is a messenger RNA of Neltuma alba, 1403 nucleotides long. RefSeq lists its product as uncharacterized. Bases 181 to 1221 code for a protein of 346 amino acids. Gene Ontology annotation, cellular component: membrane. The transcript is spliced from 4 exons. The record is from RefSeq and is a predicted model, not a curated record. Lineage: Eukaryota; Viridiplantae; Streptophyta; Magnoliopsida; Fabales; Fabaceae.